Messenger RNA from Rhizophagus irregularis DAOM 181602=DAOM 197198, 278 nucleotides. The record is from RefSeq and is a predicted model, not a curated record. NCBI's taxonomy places the organism in Eukaryota, Fungi, Glomeromycota, Glomeromycetes, Glomerales, Glomeraceae.
UUUGUUUGCAUUUCUAACGAAAAGUGGAAUUCGUUCCCGGCUAAUUAAUUAUAGUAUUAAAUGAAGAAAUACAAUAUCAAAGACUUCUUAGACCUCAAAUAUUUCGUACACAACUCACAAUAUCUGAGAAUAAAAGCGAAAAACAAUUUUUGUAAUAACUCAGUCAAACAUAAUGCUAGAAAUGUGAUUACUGCCAUUGGAUUUCUUAUCGCAAAUGAAUAUCUUAUUUUUUGUGGCUCACGAUAAGUUAUCUGUAAAAUUUAAAGAAAUUGCAGAAG